Messenger RNA from Saxophila tyrrhenica, 1602 nucleotides. RefSeq lists its product as uncharacterized. The record is from RefSeq and is a predicted model, not a curated record. The transcript has a single exon. The coding region runs from base 1 to 1602 and encodes 533 amino acids. NCBI's taxonomy places the organism in Eukaryota, Fungi, Ascomycota, Dothideomycetes, Mycosphaerellales, Extremaceae.
AUGGCCGCGGAUUCACCUGACAACAUCACUCAUCCACCAGCGAAGAGACCAGUGCGCACAUUCGACCUUGUGUCGAGCCGUUCGCAAUCACCGCCGAAGCGCUCCAAACAGGAACAUCCACAUCCGUCAGCAAAAGCGCGAGCAGUGUCACCGCCUCCUGGAAAGAAUGAGAGCCGGCCUACCACGAACAAGUUCACCUCAGUCCCGCAGAUCGCUGGCUACCCCUCCAGCAAGGCGCCGGCAACGAGCUCAAACUACAACACCAAAAAUGCGGAUCCUGUCUCUCCAAUCGAUGCAGAGGCUGUUCAAGGGCUCAACACGCGCAUCACGGCGAAGAAAGGGGCAACGGUGACGGAUAUCAACGCGCAGCUGCACGGUCUACAACGAAGGUGUCGCGAAAAGGACCAUAUCAUCCAUGCCUUGCACGACAAUAGACGCCGCGACGAAGAGAGGCAUGAGAGCGACAGGGAAAAGCUUGUGGCGCAAUUCCAGCAAGAGAAGCAAGAUAUGGUGCUGGACUUCUUGAUAUACAAAGACAAGUGCAACCAGCGGCAGGAGACGUUCUUCAAGCGUCACAUGAAGACGCAGGGUCUGCUGGCUGCGAAGGAGACUGCGUCCAAGCAGAGUGAAUGGGACGCUGAGCAGUCCAAGGUGGCCCUGAGCACGUCUUCAGCGAAGGUCGUGCAGCUGGAGGCGAAGUGCACCCGUCUGACGAAAGAGAAGGAGCGAUACAAAUCUGAAGCUGACAGCUACAUUGAUCUGAACGCCACUCUCGAGGCUGAUUUGGACUCCCUUCGCGCUCUCGACAACGAAGAGGCGGCACGACGCGACAAGUACCACGGUCUGCCACCGAACUACGACGAUGUGAUGGCGGGGACUGCGCAGCCACCAUGGAAAAUGGCGAAAGACGGAGGCUUGUACGACAUUGCUCUCCUGAAGAGUUCGGUUCGCAAAAAGUUCGACGCUGAAAUCAGACUCGCAUAUGACGACUGCGAACGGAUGCGCGCCCUGGGCGGCCAACCCCUCGAAAACUCGAACAAACAGCUCUUCUGCGCCGCCUCGGAGGCUCUGAGAAAAGCUGCUGUCCGCCUGCGCACUGCACUGAUGUACUCCGCUAAGUCGAUGAGGACCGUCGACUCCAUGUUCAAACUCGAGCAGCCCGAGGGCAGCACUUCUCAGCGGAAGGGCGUGCCCGCCUACGUCGCCCGCAGCGGUCUGAAGUUCGCAUCCCAGUCCUCGUGUGCCUCACGAGUAGCGAAGCUACUGCUCGACUUCACCUGGCGCGUCAUCAGCGCCACCGAACUGCGACCUGGCGGUUCGGUGGUGCUCUCGGACAAAGAGCAGACCACGCUGGGACUCGGUAUGCGUGAGGUAGACGACGUGUUACUCGAGGCCAUAAGAACCACCUUAUCAGUCGACCGAUCCGACGGAGCGCCGGUGCACCGGGCGUACGAGUUCCAGAACUGGCUGCUGCAGGUGUCGGCGGUCAAAGAGGAGAUGGAGACGGAGGAGUGGCAGCUGCAUUACAAGGUGUUCAAUAAGACGGAGACGUGGCUUAAUGAGCAAGUGGAGCAGGAGCGUGAGGGGGCUGCUAACCGCUGA